Messenger RNA from Pseudonaja textilis, 1605 nucleotides. RefSeq names its product potassium two pore domain channel subfamily K member 15 (gene KCNK15). Lineage: Eukaryota; Metazoa; Chordata; Lepidosauria; Squamata; Elapidae. Gene Ontology annotation, biological process: potassium ion transmembrane transport; stabilization of membrane potential. Gene Ontology annotation, molecular function: potassium ion leak channel activity; outward rectifier potassium channel activity. The record is from RefSeq and is a predicted model, not a curated record. Gene Ontology annotation, cellular component: plasma membrane.
AUGAAGCGGCAGAACCUCCGCACGGUCUCCCUCAUCGUCUGCGUUUUCUCCUAUCUGCUGGUGGGCGCCGCCGUCUUCGAUGCGCUCGAGGCCGAGGCCGAGGUCGGCCACAAGCGCCUCCUGGAGCAGAAGCGCAGCGACCUCCGAAAGAAGUACCGCUUCUCGGCGGAAGACUACCGGGAGUUUGAGCGGCUGGUCCUGCGGGCCGAGCCUCACCGAGCCGGCCGUCAGUGGAGGUUCGCCGGCUCCUUUUACUUUGCCAUCACGGUGAUCACCACCAUCGGCUAUGGGCAUGCGGCUCCUGGAACUGAUGCUGGCAAAGUGUUUUGCAUGUUCUAUGCCAUCCUUGGCAUCCCGCUCACUCUGGUGAUGUUCCAGAGCCUUGGGGAGCGCAUGAAUAUUCUUGUUCGGAUGGUGCUAAAAAAAAUAAAGCAGUGCCUGGGAAUGAGGCAGACAACAGUCUCCAUGAAAAACAUGGUUGUAGUUGGUUUUCUCUCAUGUAUGGGGACCUUAGGUAUCGGGGCAGCUGCCUUUUCCUAUUUUGAAGGCUGGACUUUCUUCCAUGCCUUUUACUACUGCUUCAUAACGUUGACCACCAUUGGAUUUGGAGACUUUGUCGCCCUGCAGAAACACGAAGCUUUGCAGAAGAAGCCUCCCUACGUAGCGUUCAGCUUUAUGUACAUCUUAGUGGGCUUGACAGUGAUUGGGGCCUUUCUUAACUUGGUGGUCUUCAGAUUUUUGAUCAUGAACUCAGAAGAUGAGCGUCGGGAUGAAGAAGAGAAGGCCUCUUUAAGGAGAGCCAGAAAUUACAUCAACUUGAAACCCAGGGAAGAUAGCAGGAGUACAAACGAGAUCUUGCUCCCUGUAGAAGACAGGACCAGUCAGAUGAACCUCAUCCCAUUGAUCCAGGAUGAUGCUGAGCACCAGAGAAGCAAACCUUUGGUUUCUACCACAAAAGUCCCUUCCUUUUGUACGUGCCUAUGUUACAGGCCACAGAUGAGCAGAAGCCCAGAUCCGCCCCAUUCUGAACCUUUCAAUUGCCAUACAAAUCUGGUUUAUUACAACUCAAUUUCUUACAAAAUCAUGGAAGUCUCCCUAGGUGGUAAGGAUCACACUGGCCUGUCUUCUCCUGGCAGUACUUUGUCAUCUGAUAGUCCCAGUUGCCGAGGGCACUCCAGAGUCCGGAGAAAGUCUAUUUGAAAGCAUGCAUGCUCUUUCGAACUUUUUUUUUUAAAAAAAUUUUCUUGGGCCUUUGUCCUGCUACUGAACAGUGUUUUUUGACGAUAAAUGGUGAACUGAAUUGUCAGAUAGUGGUGGAGUGCCCUCCUUUCUUUCUUCUUCCCCCUUUUCUUUGCAGGCACAUGCUGAAAUGUCUACCCAUGUAUAUUGCAUUCCUGCUAAGCCUGUGCAAUGCUGCCUGAGCAAUGCCCUUUGAAAAUUAAUGCUGAAUAAUAGUUCUCCCAUCAACAUAUGUCACAACGUUUGCAUUCAAAGCCGAGGUUAAAUGGAUUUAAGUACUAAAACCCCACAGUGCCUCUGAGUUGCCAUAACAUCUGUGGAGAUGUCUAAUUAUUCCUUUGCAGUAAAUAUACAGAUAAUACUCAG